Messenger RNA from Miscanthus lutarioriparius, 1353 nucleotides. The record is from the annotation of a GenBank genome assembly. NCBI's taxonomy places the organism in Eukaryota, Viridiplantae, Streptophyta, Magnoliopsida, Poales, Poaceae.
AUGAAGCCGGGCACCCUCAAGUCCCGGCGAGGCAGUGCCGGGGACGAGGAGGAGGCCUACAUCGGCUUCCCGGUGACCCCGCGCAAAGACUACUGCUGGUCGUCGUGGCUGCUCAAGGCCGUGGUGGCGCUGGUGAUCCUGAUGGCCGGCGUGCUCAUCGGGCUGUCGGCCAGCGCCAACGUGUCGCGCUACUACUACUUCAGCAGCAUUGGGUCCUCGUCGCUGUUGUUAUCUUCUUCCUCCCUGCAGGCAGCCGGCGGCGGUGGCACUGGCACUGGCAGCAGCAGUGGUAAUAAGAACAACACCAAUGGCGAUGUCUUCGCUUCCAGUUCCACCACGAGCAGCGGCAGGAGUCGCAGUAGUAAUAAUAAGAGGAAGAAGAUGACGGAAGACGAAGCUCCACCUCCACCGGUGCUGCUGGACUUCCGUGGUUUCGCGGACCCCGGCCCGCCAUGGGGCCACUCGAUGUCGGACCCGGAACUGUUCUGGCGGGCGUCCAUGGCGCCGCGCAUGGAGGAGUACCCGUUCCAGCGCGUGCCCAAGGUGGCGUUCCUGUUCCUGACGCGCGGGCCGCUGCCGUUCGCGCCGCUGUGGGAGCGCUUCUUCCACGGUCACGAGGGGCUCUACUCGGUGUACGUGCACGCGCUGCCGGGCUACGCAGGGCGCUACCGGCCGUCGUCGCCGUUCCACGGGCGGCAGAUCCCGAGCGGGGAGGUGUCGUGGGGCUCCAUCACGCUGGUGGACGCGGAGAAGCGGCUGCUGGGCAACGCGCUGCUGGACUGGUCCAACCAGCGCUUUGUGCUGGUGUCGGAGAGCUGCGUGCCGGUGUUCAACUUCCGGACGGUGUACGAGUACCUGGUGAACUCGGCGAUGAGCUACGUGGAGUCGUACAACAUCGACGUGCCGCAGUGCGCGGGGCGGUACAACCCGCGGAUGGCGCCGGAGGUGCUGGAGGAGCACUGGCGCAAGGGCUCCGAAUGGUUCGAGAUGAGCCGGGACCUCGCCGUCGACGUGGUGGCGGACCAGCGCUACUACACGCUGUUCCGGCGGCACUGCACGCCGUCGUGCUACCCGGACGAGCACUACAUCCCGACGUUCCUGCACCUGCGCCACGGCGCGCGCAACGCCAACCGGACGGUGACCUGGGUGGACUGGUCGCGCGGGGGGCCGCACCCGGCGCGCUUCGGCAAGGCGGCCAUCACGGGCGACCUGAUGGCCGCCAUCCGCAGCAACGGCACGCUGUGCCUGUACAACGGCAAGCCCACCACGGUCUGCUACCUCUUCGCCAGGAAGUUCGCGCCCAGCGCGCUGCCCACGCUGCUCAACCUCAGUACCACGCUGCUAGACUUCUGA